AUGAUUACAGCUGAUGAUUGUCGUUGGCCACAAGGUCAAUAUGGUCUUCCAACACGUAAUGGAAAAUUAAAAGAAGUUGAUCGAUUUGAUGUUGCAUUUUUUAAUCUUCAUUCAAAACAAGCACAUAAUAUGGAUCCACAAUUACGUCUUUUACUUGAAGUUACAUAUGAAAGUAUAUAUAAUGCUGGAAUAAAUCCAAUAAAAUUAAAAGGUACAAAAACUGAUGUUUUUAUUGGUGCAAAUGGUUCAGAUGCUCAAAAUGUAUUUUCAUCCGAUCCUCAAACAUUUGAAGAUUAUAGACCAUCAUCUUAUACUGUUGAUACAGCUUGUUCAUCAAGUCUUUUAGCACUUGAUUGUGCAUUAAAUGCAUUACGAAAUGAUUCAUGUCAUGCUGCCAUUGUUGGUGGUGUUAAUCUUUGUUUUCGUUCUCAAACUUCAGUACAAUUUCUUAAAUUACACAUGCUUUCAAAUGAUGGUACAUGUCGUGCAUUUGAUUCAAAUGGUACAGGUUAUGUUCGAUCAGAAACAAUUGCUACUAUAUUUAUACAAAAACGACAAGAUGCCAAACGUUUAUAUGCAACAUUGUUACAUUCAAAAACAAAUGCCGAUGGUUGGAAAAAAGAUGGUAUUAUAUUUUCAAACAAUGAAAUGCAAAAAAAAAAAUUACUUGAAAAUAUUUAUAAAGAAAUUCAUCUUGAUCCAAAUCAUGUUGGUUAUGUUGAAGCACAUGGAACAGGAGCACGUGCUAAUGAUCCACAAGAAAUGAAUUCAAUUACAGAAGUAUUUUGUAGUAAACAUCAUCAACCAUUAUUAAUAGAUUCAACGAAAUCAAAUAUGGGUCAUCCAGAACCAGCUUCAGGUGUUGCUGCUUUAGCAAAAUUACUUGUUGCUUUACAAAAUGGACAUAUACCUGCUAAUUUACAUUAUAAUUCACCAAAUAGAGAUAUACCAGGUCUUUGUGAUGGCCGUCUUAAAGUUGUAACAGAAAAAACAAAACUACCAAAUAAUUUAAUGGCAAUUAAUUCAUAUGGUUUUGGUGGUACCAAUGUUCAUGCCAUACUUCAAGCAAAUUCAAAUCGAAAAGAAAAUGAAAAUUUAUCACGAAAUGAAAUAUGUCUUGCAUUUGCUUGUGCUCGUACAGCGGAUGGAUGUGAAAAUAUUCUUAAAAAUUUAAAAGAAUAUGAAAAUAAUAUUGAAUUACAAGCAUUAAUUACAGAAAAUUCAUUUCAUCCAUCACGUACACAUACAUAUCGUGGUUUUACUUUAUUAAAUCCAUCAGAAUCAUCAACAAUAGUUAAAAAAUGUAAUAAUGAACGACGAUUAGUAUGGUUUGUAUUUUCAGGUUUGGGUACACAAUGGUCUCGUAUGGAACGCGAUUUAAUGAAAUUAAAAUUAUUUCGUCAAUCAAUUGAAAGAAGUUCAAUUAUACUUAAAAAAUAUAAUAUUGAUCUAUUUCAACUUAUUUUAUCAUCAACACCACGUGAUCUUGAUCAUCCAAUUAAUAAUUUUGUUAGUAUUGCUGCUAUACAAAUUGCAUUAGUUGAUUGUUUAAAAACUAUGGAUGUUGAACAAGAUGGUAUUGUUGGACAUAGUGUUGGAGAAUUAGCUGAAGAAACAAUUUUAGCUGCUUAUGUUCGUGGUAAAUGUGUUCGAGAUGCAAAUCUUCCAGCAGGUGGUAUGGCUGCUGUUGGUUUAACAUGGGAUGAAUGUAAACAAAUGUAUCCAUCAGAUAUCGUCUCGGCAUGUUAUAAUACAAUUGAUACAGUUACUGUAUCAGGUCCUAAACAAAGCAUUGAAAAAUUUGUUAAAACACUUAAAGAAAAAAAAUUUUUGCUAAACAAGUUGCUUUUCAUUCACAUUAUAUGA
Messenger RNA from Rotaria sp. Silwood1, 1866 nucleotides. The record is from the annotation of a GenBank genome assembly. NCBI's taxonomy places the organism in Eukaryota, Metazoa, Rotifera, Eurotatoria, Philodinida, Philodinidae.